This is a messenger RNA of Gastrolobium bilobum, 851 nucleotides long. Its product is annotated as ethylene-responsive transcription factor ERF036-like. Gene Ontology annotation, biological process: regulation of DNA-templated transcription. NCBI's taxonomy places the organism in Eukaryota, Viridiplantae, Streptophyta, Magnoliopsida, Fabales, Fabaceae. The transcript has a single exon. Bases 97 to 714 code for a protein of 205 amino acids. The record is from RefSeq and is a predicted model, not a curated record. Gene Ontology annotation, molecular function: DNA binding; DNA-binding transcription factor activity.
GAGAAACGACUCUGUCUACAUAAACCCCCCUCUAAGCAUUAAACCCGAACUCAUCAUCAUUCACUCUUUUCUCUCAGUUGAUUCACUCUCUUGUCCAUGUCCAUCACACGGGAAGCUCAAGCUCAAGCUGAAGCUGAAGCCACUGCACCCGGCCCAUCAACCAAACGGGGCUCCAGGAAGCGUGCCCGUGACCCUGAUUCGGCAUUCCGUGGGGUGCGCAAACGCAGCUGGGGACGCUACGUUUCGGAGAUAAGGUUGCCGGGUCAGAAAACCCGGAUAUGGCUCGGUUCAUUCGGGUCGGCGGAGAUGGCGGCUCGAGCAUAUGACUCAGCGGCUUUCUUCUUGAAAGGAAGCUCUGCUAACCUUAAUUUCCCACACCUGGUUGAGUCGCUACCUCGUCCUCUGUCUUCAUCAAGGAGAGACAUUCAAUCGGCGGCUGCAAAAGCGGCUCUGGAGCUGGUUCAGGAACGGAGCCAACACCAGGCUCCGCCACGCUCUUCUUCUUCUGCAAAAACAGAUUCCGUGGAUUGGUGGGAUCAUUUAGGAGAAGACUCCAUUUGGACGACGUCGUUUGAGGAUGUGAAAGAAGCUCCUCUUAUGAGUCCCCUUAGGAUAGAGUCCUCUCUUGGAGAAUUGACAUGGAACGAAGUAUUAAAUUUCAAUGAUGAGAUUCUCAUGAAUACGAUGGCAUCAACAACACCCACCCUUUUUUAGUCUCUCUAUUUUGUCUUUCUCUUUUUUGUCCCUUAACCUUUGUGCCAGCCAGUUUGGCAAUUGGUUGUAGAAACUGUAUAAAUUCAUAGACAAUCACUGUCGUGCCCUCUUUUCUUUUGGGUAAAUGUAGUUUCCUG